Molecule: messenger RNA, 1380 nt
Organism: Pneumocystis murina B123
Lineage: Eukaryota; Fungi; Ascomycota; Pneumocystomycetes; Pneumocystales; Pneumocystaceae
Exons: 9
Coding region: 1-1380 (459 amino acids)
Biological process (GO): NAD+ metabolic process; quinolinate biosynthetic process; L-tryptophan catabolic process
Cellular component (GO): mitochondrial outer membrane
Molecular function (GO): NAD(P)H oxidase H2O2-forming activity; kynurenine 3-monooxygenase activity; FAD binding
Source: RefSeq, a predicted model, not a curated record
AUGACAAAUAUUAAAAAAAUAGCAAUUGUUGGAGGAGGACCCGUUGGUGCUCUUUCGGCUCUUUUUUUUGGAAAGGAUGGAUGGGAAGUAGAAUUAUAUGAGCGAAGAUGUGAUAUAAGAAAUUCAGUAAAUGACAGCCUUUCUGUUCGAAAAUCUAUAAAUCUUGCGUUAUCAGAACGAGGAAUUGAAUCUUUACGCCAUAUUGGCCUUGAUAAAGUUAUUUUGGAAAAUACUAUCCCUAUGUAUGGAAGGAUGAUUCACAGUACAGAAGGGAAACAAAUGAGUCGAAGAUAUGAUGUAUAUGGAAGAUAUAUUAACUCUAUUGAUCGUAAAUGGCUUACAGCAAAAUUACUUGAUGAGGCUGAAAAACUUUCUAAUGUUAAAUUAUUUUUUGACUGUAAAGUUGUGGAUUGUGAUUUUGAUACAGGAACAGUUUGGUUUAGAAGAAACCAUGAUGUAAAUAAUUUAAUUAAAACUAAUGUAGACCUUAUUAUUGGAUGCGAUGGAGUUUAUUCCACUGUUAGGCAAUCUUUAGAAAAGAAAAUAAUGGUUGAUUUUGAAAAAAAAUAUAUUGAUAGUAUGUGGUGUGAAUUUAGUAUACCAGCUCUUAUCAAAGAUGAGGCAAUGCAUUAUGCUAUUGAACCCAAUUAUCUUCAUAUAUGGCCACGUAAAACAUUCAUGUUUAUUGCGCUUCCAAAUACAAACAAAACUUUUACUUGUACACUAUUUAUGCCUAAAACUAUGUUUGAGAAAAUAGAAACAGAAUAUGAUCUUCUAGAAUUAUUUAGCCAAAAUUUUCCUGAUCUUAUAAAUCUUAUAGGUCAUAAUGAGCUUGUAAAGCAAUUUUUUAUGAAUCCUAAAUCCCCUCUUCUAACAAUAAAGUGUAAACCUCAUUUCUAUAAGUCAAAAUGCGUUAUUAUUGGCGAUGCAUCACAUUGUAUGGUUCCAUUUUAUGGACAAGGAAUGAAUUGUGGCUUUGAAGAUGUUAGAUUGCUUUAUCAACUUAUAAAUUUGAAUUCUACAAACCUAGAAAAAGCUUUGAUAAAUUAUUCAAGCACAAGAUAUGUCGAUGUUGUUGCUAUGUGUGACUUGGCACUGCAUAAUUGGGAAGAUAUGAGAUCAUCUAUCUCUCAAGGAUAUGCAAUAAAAAAAAUCAUUGAAGAUUUCUUAUAUUUACGAUUUCCACUUCUUGGAAUUGUUCCUUUAUAUACAAUGAUUAGUUUUUCUAAUAUUCGCUAUUCUCUAGCACUUGAAAAAUGGAAAAGGCAAAGGAAAAUAUUAGAUUUUUUAAUAUAUACGGGCGGAAUUGGAACAUUCGGGGGUAUAAUGUAUCUUGUUACACGAAUUAUUUUUAAAGGCAUGAAGUUUCUAGCUAAUUAA